AUGAAAACUUUCUUGCUUUUAUUCUCAAUUCUAACUACGAGUACAGCUAUUUACUGUAAUGUGGAGAUAAGUGGAAAUGGGGGAACAGAAUUUUGGUGCAACUGUGGCGAUUUCUGUUUGACAUUUCGGUAUCAGGGGAAAUCACUCGGUGGCUGUGGUUGCAAUAAUGGAUUGGCAGUGUGCCAAAAAGAGGGUUGGAACAAGUACAGAAACAAAUGGGUCUACUGCUGUGCUAAAGAUUCAUGCAACAAA
Mesorhabditis belari is the source of this 252-nucleotide messenger RNA. Lineage: Eukaryota; Metazoa; Nematoda; Chromadorea; Rhabditida; Rhabditidae. The record is from the annotation of a GenBank genome assembly.